AUGAAUUCUCGCCUCAUGUUCGCGCUCUGUAGAAGCUGCUGCGCCGAGUCGAUAAAGGGCGACUGCCCUCACGAAGACGUAGAAGAUCGCGCAUUCUCAGGUACGUGGGUGGCUGAUGAAUUACGUAAGGCCAUUCAAAAAGGUUACAAAAUUUUGAAUUUGUACGUUGUGUGGCAGUAUGAAAUUAUUCAAUACGAUAAAAGUAAAAAUUCAAAGGGCCUUUUUACAGAGUACAUCGAUACGUUUUUAAAAUUUAAACAAGAGGCGAGCGGCUGGCCCGCGUGGUGCGAGAGCGAAAACGACAAAAUUCGAUAUAUUUCCGAGUACAAGGCUGCCGAAAAUAUUUCUCUGGACCCUGAUAAGGUCGCAAAGAAUCCAGCCCUUCGCGCUUUCUCUAAAUUAGCUCUCGUAUCAUUUUGGGGAAAGUUCUCACAACGACCUUGUUUAUUAAGUACCACCCUUAUAAAGACUCGCAAAGAUUUGCUCGAGUUAUUAACGAGUCCUGACAAAGAGACGCACGACAUCGUUUUACUUUCGGACGAGACGAUAUACGCGCAGUGGAAGUACAAGGAAGAGGCCGAAAACGCGACCUGUUAUACAAAUGUAGUAAUUGCUGCUUAUACCACAGCUCAAGCACGAUUGGUUCUUUAUGAAUAUUUGGAAAAGUUGGAUAGACGCGUUCUGUAUUGCGAUACUGACUCUGUAAUUUAUACCUCUGCAGCGGGCGAAUACGAACCUCCCCUCGGUACAGCUCUUGGCGCGAUGACCGAUGAGCUAGAAUCGUACGGUAAAGAUACGUAUAUUCGAUCGUUCGUCUCAGGUGGGCCAAAAUUUUACGCGUACGAGGCCGUUACACCCUGUACGGGAGAGCUUCAUCGUUGUUGCAAAAUUAAAGGAAUCAGUCUCAAUCACGAAAAUUCUAAAAAAAUUAAUUACGAGAGCGUUAAACGAAUGAUUCUCAGGAUGUACGACGACGAGUGCGAGGACAAUAGCAUAACCGUUGACUUUAGAGCUAUAAGACGUACAAAGACUCACGAUAUUGUAUCUAGAGACGAAAGUAAACGAUGUUGUCCUGUGUUAAAAAAAAGGCGCUUCAUCGAUAGCGCGCUUUCGUUGCCUUUUGGUUUCAAAGACUCUCUGUAA
Messenger RNA from Trichogramma pretiosum, 1143 nucleotides. RefSeq lists its product as uncharacterized. The transcript has a single exon. The coding region runs from base 1 to 1143 and encodes 380 amino acids. The record is from RefSeq and is a predicted model, not a curated record. NCBI's taxonomy places the organism in Eukaryota, Metazoa, Arthropoda, Insecta, Hymenoptera, Trichogrammatidae.